Aspergillus heteromorphus CBS 117.55 is the source of this 2063-nucleotide messenger RNA. RefSeq names its product glycosyltransferase family 15 protein. Gene Ontology annotation, molecular function: alpha-1,2-mannosyltransferase activity. Gene Ontology annotation, cellular component: Golgi apparatus; membrane. The record is from RefSeq and is a predicted model, not a curated record. NCBI's taxonomy places the organism in Eukaryota, Fungi, Ascomycota, Eurotiomycetes, Eurotiales, Aspergillaceae. The transcript has 4 exons. The coding region runs from base 444 to 1625 and encodes 393 amino acids. Gene Ontology annotation, biological process: cell wall mannoprotein biosynthetic process; protein N-linked glycosylation; protein O-linked glycosylation.
GCUUCUCCUGAAUUUCCUCGCCCACCGCCAUCCCACCGUAUAUUAAAUCAUUUCAAAUCAUUUCACUUGAACUAUUCGUAUUUCCGCCCGUUAUUCCGCUGCCUAUCCCUCCCUCCAUCGCUUUCGCGCAGCACGAGCGUUGCGCCGCGGCCUGGAUCGGCGAGUCCUACAGACUUCACUUCUCGCCCCGAUCGUCAAUCCUAAAAGACCACCUGGGACCCUGCCGAGAGAUUUCAUCUUCUCGCCCGUCCCUGUCUCACUGAUCGACCCGUCAUUCGUUUCACCCUGAUCAGCCUCUCAACUCCCUUGCCGUUCGCUCCGCACUCCAACCAUCCAGAUUCAGCCCUGCGGCCUCCAUCCAUCCAUCCAUCCAUCCAUCCAUCCCUCCCACCUUCCCACUUUCCACCGAAACAGCUUGACUCGGCGCAGCGCCCGCUACCAUCAUGGCUCUCGGGCCCGCAAGAUAUCUACUAUUCGCCAUCACGGGGUUGGCCCUCUUCUUCCUCAUCUCCCGCAGCGCGAUUCCCAUCCCCGAGAACAUCGGCACCAAGUUGAACCCCUCCACCUACAAGGACUCCUUCAGGGCCUCCCCCUCCUCGCAGAACGAUGCCUCCGCGUCCAGCGGGCCGAGCAAGUACAUCCCCGAGGCGAGCCGUGUGAACGCCACCUUCGUGACCUUGGCUCGCAACAGUGAUGUGUGGGAGAUGGCCAAGUCCAUCCGGACGGUGGAGGACCGCUUCAACCACAACCACCACUACGACUGGGUGUUCCUGAACGACAAACCGUUUGACGACGAGUUCAAGAAGGUUACGUCGGCCCUGGUGUCCGGCAACACCCACUACGGCGUCAUCCCCAAGGAGCAUUGGUCGUACCCCGAGUGGAUCGACCAGGACAAGGCCAAGAAGGUGCGCCAGGAGAUGGGCGAGAAGAAGAUCAUCUACGGCGACUCGGAGAGCUACCGCCACAUGUGCCGCUACGAGUCGGGCUUCUUCUUCCGCCACGAGCUGAUGAUGAACUACGAGUACUACUGGCGCGUGGAGCCCAGCAUCGAGCUCUUCUGCGACAUCGGCUCCGACCCCUUCCGCUACAUGAAGGAGAACAACAAGAAGUACAGCUUCGUCCUCAGUCUGUACGAGUACUACGACACCAUCCCCAGCCUGUGGGGCACCACGCAGCAAUUUAUGCAGAAGCACCCCGAGCACAUCGCCAGCGACAACUCGAUGGGCUUCCUGAGUGAUGACGGCGGAAAGACCUACAACAAGUGCCACUUCUGGUCCAACUUCGAGGUCGGAAGUCUGGAGUGGCUGAGAUCUAAGGAGUAUAUCGAUUACUUCGAGACCCUGGACCAGGCCGGUGGCUUCUUCUAUGAACGAUGGGGCGAUGCACCGGUCCACUCCAUCGCGGCGGGCAUCCUCCUGAAAAAGGAGGAGAUCCAUUUCUUCAACGAAAUCGGCUACUACCACGUCCCCUUCACCCACUGUCCGACGGGCGAACAGCUGCGGAUGGACCUGAAGUGCCACUGCAACCCCAACGACAACUUCGACUGGAAGGGCUACUCUUGCACGUCCCGCUACUUCCAGGUCAACAACAUGGACAAGCCCAAGGGCUACGAGAAUGAGAGUUGAAUACGUGGUGUAGGCCAAAUUCUCGUCUGCGUUCUUGCUAUUGGCAGCAUCGCUGUGGCGCUGAGCAGAAACGGCCGGGCAUGUGUGGCCGGCAUCGCUGGGCAUCUCCUGGGCCAAGCAGGAGCCGGCCGAGGCACUGUUCAGUCGUGGAGAGGCACCGCCUAAUCGCCGCCUCCCCGCCUCCGCGGCCCUGCCUUCGUCUUUUCUUUUCCUUUUUUUUGAUUUCCUGAUUUCCGAGCCGGGUGUCAUGUGUUCAUAAAGAUUGUCGGGGAUUUCGUCCGGGCGUACUCAUCACAUCAUUUCUGUCAUAUUUCCGGGGCCGUCUGUACUGGCGUGUGGGAUAGAAGGGAAUGGAGCUUUGCUGCAGCACGGAUUGCCUCAUAAAUGUACAUAGCCAUUUUCUAAUGAUAACAACGAUAAGAUCCGUCUUAAAAAAAA